AGUUUCUGCUGGGAGCACGUACGCCCAGCACGCAAGCUCAGCGGAAAGGCGGCGGCGGCGGACCUGCAAGGCUAGGGGCGUGGCUUUGCUGAAGUGGGCGGGGCACCGCACCGAAGGACAGCGGCGCUUGCCUUCUCCCUCACAGUGCGGCAUUCCACCCCCCUCCCCGUCGCGUCGCGGGGCCAGGGGAAGAAGCAAGAUGGCGCCGGCUGCGAGCGGGGACCGGGGGCUGAAGAGCCUGGUGUGGCAAAGUGAGUGCCGGGUGCUGUUGCCACAUCUCUCUUUCACGCCCCGCGUUCUUUUUCUCCCGCCGGGGUAGGGCGUAGAGGCAGAACCAGCCCGCUCCUCUCUUGCCCGGCAGCGGCUGUGAGGGAGGCCUCCUCUCUCUUUCUCCCCCCGCUGUCACGGGAAAACGGAGGGGAGGCUGGCGGGUGGGUGCGUGGGUCGUGCAAGGCGCGAGGGUGGCGGCGUUGGUCGGCUUGUGUGUCUGGAGGGCAGCGAGGCAACUCCCGAUCCUGACCUGUGCCCGUAACGGCAUCCUGACGUGCAAGAAAAAUGAGGUGAAGCAGUUCUCUCCCACUCUUUUUAUCUGCACGCCUGGAAAUGCUUCACUUGCUACGUUUCUGUAUAUCGGGCGGCGUUUUAAGGAGCGGGGAAAGACGACUUUCCUCUUUCGCACGCGAGCAGGUGUCGCCCUACGGUGGAUUUUCAUUUCGUUGGGUUGCAUGUAAGGAUUUCCAGCCCCCUGCCUUACAUGGAUUUUCAUUUUGUUGGGCAUGCAAGGAUUUCUAGCCCCCUUCCUUACAUGGAUUUUCAUUUCGUUGGGCAUGAAAGGAUUUCUAGUCCUGUCUGUCUGUCUAUAUAUGUGUUUUAAAGAAAUGAACCAUGAGGAGUAAGUUAGGUGGCAAAAUAGCCCAAGGUUAUUGUGGCUGAAUGUAUGUUUUUUAUCCUGCGCCCCAGUUUAAAGGCCAGCCGUCCAUAUUCCCCCCCCCCCUUGCAGAAGGAUGAGGAGAGGGUGGGGCUGGGAAGGUACGUUGUCGGGGCCACAUUUCUAGUCCUGGUCGGUAACACCUGGGAGGCAGUGUGAAUGGAUUGAGUGUUGGGUUUUGGACCUGUGCUUACUGGAUAUAAUUUACUCGCCAUAAUUUGCCUCACAUCAUGGUUGAGAAUAAAAAUAGGAUUCCCUUUUAAGAGAUCUUCAGAUUUAAGGAAAUGUUUAAAAUUAAAAUGGAAUCGGGGCUUUUGAAGGGCUGAGUGAUGCGAUAUGAAGACUAUAACGCAUUUUUGUUGUUCGGGGUGCUGUGCGAGUGCUGAAAAUCCCUUCAAGCACUGUGUUUUGUAGGAUGCAGGUAGCAGUUGUCAGUCCCAGAAUGGGUGAAGAAAAAGAGGUGGUAUAAUUUGCAACCAGAGGGACAGCCCAUUGGUUUCAAUAUAUAUAGUUUCUUAGCUUUGUACAAUAUGGGGCUCAUAUAUAUCAUUUUUUUGAAACUUAGUUUUUUUUCCUUUCAAGAAAAAGCAAGCACAAUGGCAGUUUGUGUUAUGACUUACCUUUGGACCUUUCAACUCAUAAUGGCCUCAAGAUGAUUGUAACCGUUGUUUUCUGUUGCCACAUUUGUUUCCUAAUUUUACUUCUGUUGUGAUUUAAUAUUCCUCUUUCUGUCUCUGCAUGUGUUUAAAAAUAAAUGGAGCAGAUGUUUGGGGGCAUAAGGGGCCGGAUGUUUUCUGUGACCCACCAUCAAAAGCUUUUCAGUGACCAAAUACAUCAUUGUUUCGUUACAUUAGAAUACAGAGUUCUCUGAAACAGAAUGAUUGUGGUUAUUUGAAGAGUGCAUUCAUCUUUGACUAGGGACCUUGAAAAAUGUAGAUCUUGUACAGUAAGUGAUAUGGAAAUGGCAGUUGUUACUAGUAGUGUGGCAUCAUAAUACAAGGUGUAACAUAAGCUGAUUGUGAACAUGAAGCCACUGUACUUCAUACAGUGUUUUUAAAGAGUUUUAUUUAAAUGUUCUGUGAUUGAUUACAGACUGUAUAGCUGAAAAAGUAAUAAAAAUAAUUUAAAAAUGCUUCACACAUUGCAAACUUUGAAACAAGUUUAGACUUUAAGGAAGUCAUUACUCUUUGAUUUACAAAAAAUAUUUGUGAUUAAAAGAGGCUAUAGGUUCCUGUUGGAGAUAAAACCUUUGAAUCAUUGUUAAUAAUAGCUCUGAGUCAGAGGGUUUCUGGAGUAAGAAUCCUUGGAGAAGAGUUUUCGUACAAAAAUGCAGUAGCUUUCAGCACUGUUUAAAGUGGCAGGGAACAGACUCAUACCUGCCUUAUAUGGUUACUAUUAUUCAUAAAUAUAACACAAUAAAAAUAUAAUAAAAACUCUUAAAGAAGUGUAAUACAGUGGUACCUUGGGUUAUAGACGCUUCGGGUUACAGACUCCGCUAACCCAGAAAUAGUACCUCGGGUUGAGAACUUUGCUUCAGGAUGAGAACAGAAAUUGCGCAGCAGUAGUGUGGCAGCAGUGGGAGACCCCAUUAGCUAAAGUGGUGCUUCAGGUUAAGAACAGUUUCAGGUUAAGAACGGACCUCCAGAACGAAUUAAGUUCUUAACCCAAGGUACCACUGUAUGCAUGUUGGGGGGAAGAAGCAGUUUUUUUCUACUCACUCUGAAUUUAUUUCCUCCUGUUUACUUCUUCCCUGUCCUAUAUUGCUCCACUGUGUAUUGGUAUGGAAGUUAGUGUUAGACAAGACACACAUACUGACUCUUAGAGAGGGAUGAAAGUUUGCUUCAACCCCCUCUCCAGCUUUGUGUAUGUCACUAGGAAGACUGGGGGAUUGGUUUUGUGGGGGUGGUGGUGGCUGGUAUUCAGGUUUAGUGAAAAGCUCUGGUUUAGUGUAAAAGCUAAACAAAUCUUGCCAAAAGUGCUCCAGUUGGGAGAUGGAAGCAGAUGGUGCUGAGCCUCUGGGCUAGAAUGCAAUACUGUUGUAGCUGGACAGACUAAGGAUACAAUCCUGUACACAAUUACUUGGGAUUAAUUCCCAUUGAAUUCAGUGGAACAUAUUCCUUAGUGGACAUGCAUAUGGUUGUAUGGCUAGGAACCUUAAGAUAAUAGUCCUGACUUGUCUUCACCAACUUCCUAUUGGUGUGCUUGUUGAAUAAAAUACUGUAGGUAGUUGAAUUUUCCCACAAUGCAUAAUUGUCUAUAAAUGCCGCGGGGAAGAGGAGGUGAUAGUCUUUAUUAAGGCUUUCUUUGGUAUGAAAAUUCAGACUCCACAUUCAACUAAAAAAUUGGGCCUUGAGAAUGACUCAAGAAAAUUAUUGAAUAAUAGAGCAGGAAGCACAUCUGCAGCAGAGAAGAGUGAACAUGCUGUUGUGGGCUGUUGGCAUUAGAAAGCAGUAACUUAUUUUAUGAAAAAUACCUAACACAUUGAAUGAGCUGUCUUUGCUGUACGUAUUAGUAUAGUGGUACCUCAGGUUAAGUACUUAAUUUGUUCCGGAGGUCCAUUCUUAGCCUGAAACUGUUCUUAACCUGAAGCACCACUUUAGCUAAUGGGGCCUCCUGCUGCUGCUGCGCCGCCGGAGCAUGAUUUCUGUUCUCAUCCUGAAGCAAAGUUCUUAACAUGAAGCACUAUUUCUGGGUUAGUGGAGUCUGUAACCUGAAGCGUAUGUAAUCCGAGGUACCACCGUAUAACACAUUAAAAAAAUAAAUUACACAACUCUAUCACCAGUUUAAGUACCAUUUCUCAUGUCUUUUUUCCAUUAAAAAAUCACACCCUUGGUUUAGUAUUGCACUUGCAGCAGUAGUAACCAUAUUAAUACUUUAAAAAUAAACAAAAUUUGCAAAUAUAGAUACAUUAGAGACAGAAGCAGUCUUGCAGGUGGAGAACUUCCUGAUGAGUGUGUGGGUUUCAGUUUGCUUUUUUUAAGUUCAGAUGUGCAGAGAGGAAAAUAGUCAUGUGCCACAUCCUUUGCAGUUAGGAGACAUCUAAGGAGUUGUUUAUAUUUCUGGUUCUGAAAUGUUACUCUACAUACUUCAUUUUAAUGUUUUGCUGCCAUGUUCUUUUCAGCUUGUGCCAUUAGCAAACACAUUGUAUAAAAAUGUCAGUUUUUUGUUGAAAUGAAAUUAGUUGUUUGAACUGUCAGGCUUUUUCCUUACAGAGCUAGAUUACUUCACAUUGUUACAGUGCUGCUAUUUUAACUGCUGGAUUUCUUUUUCAGAGCUAAAAGCAGCAGUAUUUGAUGACUGUAGGAAAGAAGAGGAAUGGAAGGUAAGUUUAAUCUUUUUUAAUUGCCUCUGUCAAAUACUGUAUAGUAGUUCAUCCACCAUUUACACAACGUACUUGACUAGGCAUCUCCUAGUCAAGUAAUGGUGGCCUUUGGAAAGGUUACAUAUCUGAUAGCCGUAUCACAAUUCCAUAAGUUCUUUUAAGGAAGCAAUAAUACUUAAAACAGUUUCAUUCAGGUUUUAAAUUUGUACAUGUUUGCUUAAAUGCGUGGCUCUUGGAUUUCAGAGGAGCUGUGUCCCAAGCACUUCUUGGAACCUAAGACCUUGACUACUUAAAAGUUUGCAUUGGGCUUCAGUGUAUCCCCACAAUCCAGGGUCAAAGGAAAAUGUGGAUAUACUGCUCAAUAACAUAGUAUUUAAAUAAAUGGGAACUACUGAAAUGCUGCAAAGAUAUGCAUCUACACUAUUUUGAAAAAUCAGAUAAUCAUAUUUCUAUUUAUUAGGACAAGAUAUAAGCGAGCCUUGUGCUUGCUCGUGGUGCCUCUUCCCUUUGCACAAACUGGCUUAAAACCUCUAAUUAGCAAUAGUUUCCUGUUUUGUCUGAACCACCUUUGGAACAAGCCAGGUUCAAACAAUGCAUUUAAUGCUCUGAUGCCUGCAAGCCUAGUUCCUGCUGUAGAUGUAACAGGAAAUUAUGGUUAAUUGACGAGUUCCUGGAUUUUAUUUUCCAAUGUUACAUAGGGAGCUCUGUGAACAAGCAAAAUGCCCAUUCAUAUCUCAGCAUAACACUCUUAGUAUAACUUCUUCAAAUGUUUUCACCAUUCAAGAAGAACAUAUCUAAUAUUUUAGUCUUAUUUUGUAAACUAAAAUUUUCUUAACCAAAGGAACAAAUCACUUGUCUAAGAUAUGUAACACUCUUCAGAUACAGCAAAAAGCCGUGUGGAUGCCAGGGAAGCUCUCUGGGUGCAUGUAUGCCUAUAUUGGCAGUCCUUGGCAUAAAUAUAUUAGUUCAUUAGGCCUGUAUUGCAGUGUCCUUAGUAUGUGAUCACCAUACCUUAAUGUGCCUUAAUGUCUAGUUGUAUAUGUCAAGCAUCUUCAUUUUGUGGCAGAAGAGAGGACGGAGACUGGUAAGCACAGUGGUUCCAUUCAGUGCUCAAAACUCCCAUUGUUCUAGGCACAUUUUGUGACAGGGAAUUUCAUUACCAUGUGGAGUUUCUGAGCUCUGGGCGCAGUAUUGUGCCUAAGAUUUCAGAUUAAAACUGGAGUGUGGAAGAAAAGGAGGACCUUUUUCUGCCUCCCCACUUCCAGCUAUUCUCUGAAGACUGGAGAAGAGACCAUCUUCAGAAUAUUAGGGAGGUGAGCAGGGGCAGGACUAGACCCUGUGAAAAAUGAACAUAAUAUUUUAGCUGCAGUUCAUUCAUUUGCAGCUUUGUAUUCUUGUUAUAAAAAAGCAUGCCUAGACAUUCCAUUGUUGUGCCCAUAACCUAGGUUUAAGGUGCCAUUUAGCUCCUAGCUUUCAUAUCUCAGUUUCUAACACUGGUUCCAUAUCUAGUGCAAUUUUUUGAUUGUGUCAUCUCUUUUUUCCUUCACUUCACAUUAUGUGGACUUGAUGCAGAUAACAUUAUAUAUUUUAUUUAUAUCCCAUGGGGCUUAUGAAGGAUAACAAUAUAUUAUUACAGGGACUGCCUUGGAAAAGAUAACUUCAAAAACUAGAGUUGUCACAAAAGGCACUGAGCAGACUUCUAGCUGGGGCUUCUUGUGUUGAUAUCAUUACAUCUACAUUGACUGUGGAAUCGUCCUGGCCUGGUUUAACUCUUAAAACUCAGGAACAGUAAGGGACUUGGAUAUUGAAUGGAUUGCCUGCUCCCACAUAGGCACUCAGAUCAGUAUCUGACACCCUGCUCCAUGUUCCUCUGUUUUCAGAAGUGAGGUGAGUGGGCAUGAGAGGCAGCACCUUUCAGGUUGUGGUGCCACAAUUGUGAACCUUUUUUCCAGGAGACACCCAUGUGGGUUAAUUAUUGUUCACCUUUCAGCAAGCAAUGAAAAUCUAGUUACUUAGGAAGUACUUUGAGGCAAAUUAAUAUUAAAAAUCAAGCUGUUGUAAAAUACAUAAUUGUCUUCUUUUUUGUGAUGGUUUAUUUUAAUACUGCCACGUUGUUUAUAGGAUUUAUAUUAUAUUUAAUGUUUGGAAGCUCCUAGGGGUUCUUGGGACCUGAAAUGAGGAGUAUUAUAUACUUUAUAAAUGAAUACAUUAGUAGGUACAACGAUUUUGAUUUAUCAUUAAGCUCUCGUCUUAAAACCAGGCAUCAAAACCAAUUUCAAUAAAGAAGCUUACAAUUGGAUAUAAUUUUCUAAAGCACUACUUCAACAUUUUUUAUACAGAUAAUUCUUCUAGAUGACUUCACCACAAAGCUUCUGUCAUCAUGUGGUAAAAUGACAGACUUAUUAGCAGAAGGGAUCACUGGUAAGUACCUUUUAAACAGAGUUCUGUGAUUCUGGCAUAUGGGGAAACUUGUUUUGUCAGCAUUUGCAGAGGACAUCCAGUGGAAACUUAUUAAACAAAAAAGUCAUGAAUUUCAUCUCACUUCUUUCUGUUACUCAUUCUGCUGCUGGAUUUGUUACUUCCAUCUCUUAACUUUGUCUUCAUUGAGUUUCUUAUCCUUUUGGUAUUUGGUUGUAACAGAAGAAUGAAUGGAAGAAUUGUCAGGAGGGGUGUUGAAUGGAAUGUCAGGUGGAGUUUGAAUGUGUCUGUUGCAAAAUGACAGUUGAAAGGUGUGUGUGAGACAGAGAAAGGGAGAAUUUGAGCUGAAUGAGUUAACAUAGCUAAUGAGGAAAGUUAGUCAUAUUAGAUAGGAUAUUAGAACUGUGAGUAUUCUGUAUUAAAUGCCUACUUGCACUGGAUUACCUUCCUUACUUAAAUAUAUUACUGUGUUCAGAUAUGGGUGAAUUUCUAGGGAUGUAUCUCAUACUGUGUGCCUGUUUAAGACAUACUUGAACAAGACUAUAAAGGGAGAGUCCUACUGCUCUUCAGAUCAGUAGGUAGUGACAGAAGGUAACCAGGGAACAUGCCCUGGGUGGGUGGGAGGAAUCCUAAGAACACCAGUUACAAGCUUUUUCUCUUGAUUCUUGUUUUUAACUUCGUGUUUCUUUUCUCUUUCUCUAAUCUUUCUGUGUUGUUGUUGUUGUUUUUUGUCGUGCUCUGAGAAUGUGGGCUAAAGGUUCUGUGGUUUGGGGUGGCAUAAUGUUAAUCUGCUUGUAUUCCAAACUACAACAGUGGGUAGGGGAAUGGCUAAUUACAGAAUGACUUACUGCUAUAAUAUACCGUAGUUGUUGGAUUGUCAUCAUGCAGUUUUCAUGGCUGCUACUAGGUGGCAUGAUGACAAAAACACAGAGAGGAACCGGCAGGACAGACUGGGGCAGUUCCCCAGCAACUGUCUGCUCUCCUGCUGCUGUACACCUUCACACCAAACAAUGCCCGUUUCAUACUUAGCAGCAUCAGAGGCUGAAGAGGAAGAAAGCAGCAGCAAAGCAGGAAGGUUGCUGGGGAGCUGCCCCAGCCUGUCCUGCCUGUUCCUCCACAGCUUGCAUGGCCAUUGGUUUGGGGCAAGCUGUCCGCCCUGUUGGUAGGCAGCAGGGAAGAGCAAGCAAGGCUGCUCUAAUUGGGGAUGGGGAAGCUUCUUGAUUGGCCCUUCCUGCAUGUUGCCUUGUGGGGGGACAAAGCGAGACUUUGAAGGCAGAAUGGAGAGACAGCGAAGCGAGCUGGGGCAGUAGCUCCUAGUAUAUUACGGCUUUCUGAAACAUUUGACAGUGGGGGCAGAAGGAAAGUCAUGGUUAAUGAAGGCGUGGUGGGAAGUGAUAACUUCCAAAAUGGAUUUUGCUGUUAAAUUUUAUAGUCUAUAAACAGCCAUAUUUAAAGGAACUAAAUAAAUUUAUUUUUCCUUGCUGCAGCUAUCCUAAAGCUCAGAUACAAAGUAGUUAUGGUGUAAAGCUGGAAGUGCCUGAAAAACUACCAUGAUAAAACUAACAUUUAAAAAUCUGUUUACAUAAUAGUGAUUGAUUAGAAUCAUUAUGUAAAUCUAUUUGACACCUGUAGGUGGUGAGACUACAUGCAGUUUGCGAUACUGUGCUUAUUUUGUAAACUAAGUUUGCUAACUGAUGCCUGAAUUUAUUAACAUAUCACUGAUUUCAGGCCUGUUUGGGUUUGACUUGUGGUCAUUUUGGUCUUUGCCAAAGGAUAAAUGGAAAACCCUAAUUACAACACUCACGUGGCUCGGCAAUUUGUUUGCUUCUUUCAUCUUAGAAGCAUUCCCCUAUGAGAGAAAAGGAAGUACUUGCAACCUGCAGUUUUUCUUUUAAAGUUCUUCUUUUAAAAUUAUUGGGUUGGAUCCAGAUUCGCCCCUCUAAGAAUGGAAGGGGCUCCAAGGGAAGGGAGCCUGAAUUCAGUAGUGCUCCCCAUUGGAGGUAGGGAGUUGGGUGGGAGUUUCCUAGAUUUCCCCUCUGGCCCCCAUUGCCACCUCUCAUAUUGUUGAUCAAGUGCAGGACUUAUAUAAUAUGUUUUAUCUUGCUCUUUUCAUGCUUUGUUAAUUUAAUAUAAUUAUUACUUUUGAUUGUAAGUUUUGGGUUGGCUUGGAAUUAUUAUUAGGAAAAGUGGGAACCAGCAUGAAAAUGGAGUUUUACCAAAUCAGAGAUCCAUCAUGUACUUUUUAUUUUUUUUGCAAAUGUAGAUGUAUAAAAUACUGAAGGUUUUUUUUUUAAAAAAAUCUUAUUUUGUAGUUGUGGAGAAUGUUUAUAAAAACCGCGAGCCAGUCCCUAACAUGAAAGCCAUUUAUCUCAUCACACCUACAGCAAAGGUUAGUUGUUUUUUAAGCCUGUUGGUCAGUUUGACUUAAUCUUCUUGUGAAUAAAAUUUUAAAAAAGUACCAUGUGAUAAAAUGUUCAUAGGUUACUACUUCAUUGAAAUGUGUAGUAGUAGUAAAGAGUUGCUGAGGAACAGUGGUCAUUGCAGAUCAGAAUUUUAUUUGAAAGGGCUAUACUUCAUGUAAUUCUCUUUUUGUCAAUGGGGUUAGAUCCAGAAAAGUACAAGCAUACUUGUGCUGCGUUACAGAGAAUAAAGACCUUGGGGGUCAACAAGCAUCUGGGGUGGAAAAGAAGUUUAUGAGGUACAGUGGUGCCUCGCAAGACGAAAUUAAUUCGUUCUGCGAGUUUUUUCGUCUUGCGAAUUUUUUGUCUUGCGAAGCACGGUUUCCCAUAGGAAUGCAUUGAAAAUCCAAAAGGAAACAAACUUGCAAGACGUUUUCGUCUUGCGAAGCAAGCCCAUAGGGAAAUUCGUCUUGCGAAGCAACUCAAAAAACGAAAAACUCUUUCGUCUUGCGAGGCAUUCGUCUUGCGAGGUACCACUGUAUACUGCGACAAAAUUAUUUGGGAACGAUGAGCCUCAGAAGUAAAGGGCAUGGGAAUGUACGGAGUGCAGCUCCCGUGUUAAGAAGAAUCAUUGUAUUUUAAAAGAUGUAUUUAACAAUACAGCAGAACGUGGUGACUUAAGAUUCAGACUCGCAAACCAACAGCCCAAUAUUCAUAAACUUUGUUAAAGCCCAUCAGGCCCACCCAUCUCAUUUGAUAAGAUAAAUUACUAUUAAAUUCACUUAUUUUGCUUCCUUAUUUUUUCCACUUUGGUUCCUAGUAAUGGUGAUGAAUAAUUAAUAAUUGUUGUUUAUAUUUUGAUAUUUCUUGACUAUUUCAUUUACAUUCCUAAGAAUGUGGGUUGGGGUUUCUUAACUAUAAGCUCAUCAAGGGGUCAGUGAAAUGAAGUUUGGGAAAACCUGAUUUACACUGUAGUUUGUUAACAAGUCAGGAUCAUAAUCACAGUUUGAUUAUAGCUUGUUUGAAAAAAACUAGAGUCAUACAUUUCAAAUACAGUCUUUUCUGCGUCUUGCAAAUACACUUUGUAUGUUUUUUAUGAUUUGCUGUCCAUUUAAUACACUUCCAAUAAAUCUGUAUAUUAAUAAAAUAAAUACAAGUUUUGUUUGCCAAUAAUUUUCUCUAUGCAAAUUAAAGCAGUUUCUCCCCCCCCCCCCCCAGAUUUUGACUUGACUUUGUUUUAGCCCUUUUUUAAAAGGAAAUAUACAGUGUUCCUCAAUUAUGGAAAAUGUACUUCGGCUUAGAAACACAGAAUAGUUAAAGCUUUUUCAGAGCGCUUAAAUAGCAGUUGAUAUUGAUAUUUGUAGUAGUCAAAUUUAUUUCCUAAAAACAGUUGAUAAUCACAAAAAUAUAGACUUAAUCAAGUUGAGAUAUCUUUUAGUAUAGAUAAUCCACAAUGCCUUGGAUCCUAUUUGUAAGAGUUGAAAUAAAUUAGAAUGUACUGUCUUAAUUGUUCAGUCUGUAGAUGGGCUUAUAAAUGACUUCGUCAGUAAAUCAUCCAGCAAGUACAAAGCAGCAUAUGUCUACUUUACUGACUGUAAGUAUUCACUGAUUGUAGCAAAUUCAUUGAUUUUUUUAUUGUAGCCAUGGGAGCAGGCAGGAUAAUGACCGUUGAGCCUUUUGUGUAUUUCAGGUGUGAGGGGAUUGGUUAUGACUAAAAAACCUACAAUAUUCUGACAAGAGUAUUACGUGUUUCCCCAUAUUAUUCUGUAUAGUGUAGUUUCUUCCAAGUGCUGCCUUAAGUAUUUUGUCUUUGGGAUUUCUUCCUGCCAACUUGGUUCCUUAGUGCCGCCAGAACAGCUUAUAAUAUGAAACAAUAUAAUCACAACAAACAGCAGUCAUCCAUUAAAACAGCCCUGCAUAGACAAUCCUAAAGCAAUAUAGGUUUGGUGUAUAAACAGUUAAAACAAAGUAAAAACUAGGAUACCAUUUAUAAUCAUACUCUUCCAUUCUCCCAUCUGCCAGAAAUGGCUGCUCUAGAAAAAAACCUUUUAAUAAUUUACCUAAAUGUGAAAACAGUUGCCUUGGUUAGCAGUUUUGGGAAAUAACAACAAAAUGAGGACAUGCCCACUGAAAAGGUCUUCUCCGUUCAGAUUAGGAUAACAAAAAGGUUCAGAGCAGUGGGUGGUAUGCAAUGUUCCUGUUAGUGCAAGGGACGUGCAGUAGUAGAACCAUACUUUUCUGUGCUUUUUCCUUCAGUCUUCCCCCUUGCUCCUUUACUUACACACACACACACCCCGGUGAACACUAGAGGGUUAGGUGACCUUCCACAGAUAAUUUAGUCUGAAGACUGGCUUCUGUUUUGGUGCUUAAAAAUAGUUUGCCACUAUAGGCAAGAUAUUUUGACCUGGUUUAGCUCCCGUGGUUUGGUAUUAUGAGAAUUAAUCCAGCUCGCCUCUGGACUCACAUGCUUACUACCUCUUCUCACUACUACUCAUUUCCUCCUCCAGCACAGCUGCAAAGAGCAAGCUGCUUUGGUUUGGCUAGCCUGGGGAUGUCUAACCUGUGACCUUCCAGGUGACGGACUCAGACUCCCAUCUGCCCCAGCUUAGCCUGCAGGGUUAUUCACUCCUGCUUUAGUUUGGCAAAUUGCCUGAAACCUUAACUGUAAUCUCUGGAAACAAGCUAACUGCAUAAACCAUGGUUUAGAGUUGGUUCACUUUCAUUAAUCAUAAUUAAGUUUAACUACAGUUUGUCCUGGUUCAGAUGACACUGUAAAUGGUGGCUAAUAAAAUAUUGAAUUAAGAACUUCUGAAUUCUGUGGUUGUGCUGGAGGAGGAGGAGCUUCUUGUAACACUAAAUUAUGGUUUAGUGUUCUUCCUAAUCAGACCAUUGUGGAUGACUCAGAAUACCCACAUGAAGAAAAAAAACUAAUACUUUUCAGUAGAUUCUUGGUGUAUUUAAAAAUUAUUGGUAAGACAUACUUACACACUGCCUGUUGCAUAAAAGAAGUUUUACAGAUGAAAUAAUAUGACAGCUGAAAAACCUUUCUCUCCUCCUAGUUUGUGAUGACAAACUUUUCAAUAAAAUGAAGUCAUCUUGUUCAAAGGCUAUAAGACGGUGCAAAGAAAUAAAUAUUAACUUUUUCCCUUAUGAAUCACAGGUAAGCUUAAGUUACUGAACUUAACUUUUCCAUGUUUUCCAUGGAUUUGUCUAAUCCUCUUUUAACCUUUUAAGUAACUAAUGCUUAUUAUGUGGAGUCUUGCUUGUUAAAUUAUAUAGUAGUUAAAUAAAAAUAACCCUGUCAAAAAUAACUAGAAAGCUGCAUAUUUUGAAUAUUGUCAAAAAUGAUGUUAAUAUUUUAACACAAUAUUUCAACUCCUCUUACAUAACAUUGCCAGCCAUCAUAGCCGCAGACAGAAAAUUUAAAGUAUAUAGGCAUUUUCUCCUAAAUCUUUAGAAACCAGAUGGGGUUUUCAGUGGUUGGAACAUAUUCCAUAAAUUAUAAAAAUCAUUAGAUGUUGACAGAAAACUCUACAAAUGGGAAAAAGUGAAAUCAAAGCAUAGUUAUUUAGACAUUAGGUUUUUGGUCACCUGCUGAGAUUUUUAAAACCUAAAAUUUUUAGGUUUUAGACUUCUUUUUCACGAAGGUUGUUUUGACAUUACAUUGCCCAGUCAUAUUGAACUAUUGAACUUGGUUCUGACCACUUCAGGUUCCAUCAUCUGUGUAGAUAGCAAAAAGGUUGUACAGUAAUGCCUUUAAGUAAGAGGAGAAAGUAGACCAAUGUGGUAGAGGAAUGGUGAGUGAGAACAAGGAACAUAUUUCUUCAAGAGGACCAAGGAGAAGAGAUGUGGGGUGGGGGAAGGUAUCAUUAAUCUGUGUUAUACUAGAUAUUUAUUGCGCUUGCAAUUUAAUAAAAUCAUAGUUUCAAUCUUCUGCUGAUAUUGCUGUUACAUUCUGGUUCCUAAAACAGUCUAUUUGGAACCAUUUCUUUACUUUAGGUAUUUACCCUUGAUGUCCCAAAUGCUUUCUAUCGCUGCUACAGCCCCAUCAUGGAGAAGACAAAUGACAACGUAAUGGAGCAAAUAGCUGAACAAAUUGUUACAUUAUGUGCCACUCUAGAGGAAAAUCCUGGUGUAAGAUACAGAAGGUACAACUGGAAAUACUAUAUUCCAAGUGUUCUGUUGGUUUGAUCGAAAUGGAUUGUACGCUUUGAACAGUUUGGAAAGUCAACAUUGCCCAUUCUGAAAUGUUAGGAGGCAAUGCAGUUCCCCUGCAUGUGGGGAACAAAUCUAUGAAUAUAUACUGAGGAGUCAAAUAUUCUGUAUUAAAAGGAGUUCGUGCUCGUUGGGAAAGGAUUGGGUGGAGAGAGGGAGACAAGCAAGGUUGCACACCAGAAGGAACAUUGGUGUGUGUGAGACUAUUCAAAAGAGCUUUGGUAUACAUAACCAGGUCUUCGGCAGGUACCUAAAGGUAAAGGGACCCCUGACCAUUAGGUCCAGUCGUGACCGACUCUGGGGUUGCGGUGCUCAUCUCGCUUUAUUGGCCGAGGGAGCUGGCAUACAGCUUCCGGGUCAUGUGGCCAGCAUGACUAAGCCGCUUCUGGUGAACCAGAGCAGCACACGGAAACGCCUUUUACCUUCCCGCUGGAGCGGUACCUAUUUAUCUACUUGCACUUUGACGUGCCUUCGAACUGCUGGGUGGGCAGGAGCAGGGACCGAGCAACGGGAGCUCACCCUGUCACGGGGAUUCGAACCGCCGACCUUCUGAUUGGCAAGUCCUAGGCUCUGUGGUUUAACCCACAGCGCCACCCGCAGGUACCUAGUUCAGUAUAGUUCCUUAACACUUUUCCAAAUUCCAACUCAGAGAGUGGAGGAGGGGAGAAAUGUAUAAAUCUAAUGAAGCUUAUGAUGGUUGGUGUUUCCCAUGCUAGUGAGCUCCACCCCAUACUGAACUCAACGCAUUCAGAAUAAAGAACUGUAGGGAAGAGUCAUAGCUUAGUGAUAGAGCACAUGCUUUGCCUGCAGAAAGAAGACCCCAUGUUCCAAUCCUGGUAUCUGUGUGAACUGCUGUGCAGAAAGGACUCCUUCCUAUCUGAAACUAUAGAGAGCUGCUACCACCUGAGUAUAGACAGUGCUGAGCUGGACAGACCAAUGGUCUGACUUGAAAAAAGGCAGCUUUGUUUGUAUGAAAUACUCCGUAGCAAAUGAUCACUUCAAAUUCUAAUAAAGCAAAUGAACUCAACUAGCUCACAAUCACUUAUUUCAGAUAUCAGUGUCCUCAUAAAUGUCAGCAAAAAUAUAUUUUCCUCUCUUUUCAGCAAGCCUUUGGAUAACGCCAGCAAACUUGCGCAAUUAGUUGAGAAAAAGCUUGAAAACUACUAUGAAACUGAUCAACGAAGUCAAGUAAAGGUAGAGUGAAUAUUUAGUUUUCUCUAGGAGGCUGGGGAUAGGAGAGCCUUGGAAUGUAGCUGGGAAGAAUGAAUGCUGUAAAUGCAGGAAAAGAGCUAAUAAUGCUCUUCCAUUUACAAGGGGAUGGAAUUGAACAAGGUUUUUAAACCACAACACAAAAGGAGAAGCAAGCCACAAACCUAUACACAAAACUUAUUCCAUGUAAAGUCCAACAUGUUACUUUCAAUAAAAUCUCUUGAGGGCAGAGGGGUCUGGCAUUCCAUUUCUUCACUGCUUAUUCCUUGAAGGAACCUAAAUGGCUUCCCCAUGAAAUAAAGGAGUAUAGGAGUAUAGAGUAUCAGGAAAAUCUUGGAAUAUGUUGGGAAUAUGGUUAUUGUUUUAAUUAUAUGAGAAUAAACUUUAGCCUUUUUCCCCUGUUAGUUUUUGUGUAGCUUUAAUUUCCUAGUGUGUCCUCUUUUUAAAAAGAUAGAGUAAAUCUUUUUAGGUUGUACAGCACUCUCUGUUUUGCUUGUUGUAUCUUUUAAAAAAAGUGAUGCUCUCUGAUUUUUAGGGGAAAACCCACUCCCAGCUGUUAAUAAUUGAUCGUGGCUUUGACCCUGUGUCGACUGUGCUCCAUGAACUCACUUUUCAAGCAAUGGCUUAUGAUCUGCUACCAAUUGAAAAUGACACAUACAAGCAAGUAUAAUUUCAUCUCAAUUUUUAAAUAUACUCACACAAGUUCAUAAACUCCUGCAAUGUAAGAAUGUAAGAAUACAUUCUGCCCUAUAUUUGUUAUCCCAUGUUGGCUGAAAUGGAACAUUCCCUAGAAGGACUGCCUUUGAAGUUCCUUGCUUAAAGGUGUUACACAUUGCAGAGCCAGAGGAGGACUCCUGAGAAUUGUGGGACACAGGAAUGCCAAAAAAGGAUGCUAAAGACAGUUUCACUGUCUUUAUUAAGAAGGGUUUAGACUUAACAGCAAAAAGUAGCCUGACAGUUCUUGCAUUUCGCACGAGAGACAGACACCACCAGGCAAGCAGAUGAUGGACUGCGCGCACCCAGCCUAAAGUGUAUACAUUCUUUAUACGGUAAAGCAGCAUACGUCACAUGGGAAUACAGGUGGCUGAUACCCAAAGCAUGAUCGAUGUUGCCCCUUUCUGGGCUCAGAGCCCAAUAUCUCCAACCCGCAGAUAAGAAUACCAUCAAAGCUAGCCAAUUAGUGCACUUCAAAGCGUAUGAAUACACACACACAUGAGGUCAUUGCUUCAGCCACUACAGUGGUGCCUUGCAAGACGAAAUUAAUCCGUUCCGCGAGUCUCUUCGUCUUGCGGUUUUUUCGUCUUGCGAAGCACGGCUAUUAGUGGCUUAGCGGCUAUUAGCAGCUUAGCGGCUAUUAACGGCUUAGCGGCUUUAAGAAAAAGGAAACAAACUUGCAAGAACUCGCAAGACGUUUCGUCUUGUGAAGCAAGCCCAUAGGGAAAUUCGUCUUGCGGAACGACUCAAAAAACGGAAAACCCUUUCGUCUAGCGAGUUUUUUGUCUUGCGAGGCAUUCGUCUUGCGGGGCACCACUGUACCAAUUAAGAAUGGGGUUAUCUUGACUAUCAACAUGGCAUAAGCAGAGCUUCCAGAACAGUCCACCUUUAGUUCAACAAAAAAGGGAAGGAGAAAUUGAGUAUAUUGUAAGUGGUGACAACUUUCUCUAUUUAAGUGGUCUGCAGAGAGUCUCAUGGAAGUGUGUAGUCUAUUGAUUUGAUUUGGGCAGUGAACAACCUUGUAGGGCUGAAGCUCAGUGGUAGAGCAUCUCCUUUGUAAAAAGAAGGUCUCUGGUUCAAUCCUGGACAUCUCCAGGAUGGGGCUGGGAGUACCCUCUAUUUGAAACCCUGGAAAACUACUGAUAGUCAGUGUAGACAGUACUGCGGUAGAUAUGGUAGUAGAAAUUGUUAGUUUUUUAGCCGGUCAGGAAUUAUUUUUACCAAAUCCUAAAUGUCGUAAGUAAGCCCCACUGAACACAGAUCCAUAGCAUCAUGCUGCAGGCUAAAUCACUUCAGUAACUUUAGUGCUACUCAAAAUUUUAAAGCAUUGAUCUGUCCCUCUGCCAAACAAUACCAUGUGACUCCACAGCUCCAUGUAUCAUACCACACUUUUGUGGCUUUACUCAUGUCAGCAGAGAAAGCCUGCAUAUGUGUGUGCGCGCAUAGAUAGACAGACAGAGGCACACUUCCUUUGUCCUGAGUCCAUACCUGAAGUGCCAAUCUAAUAUUCACAACAGACAACAUAAUUAUUUUUUAUCAAGCCCUGCUUAUUGCUAUUAAGAUACUAAUGUGAAGCCACUUUCUGGAUUUGUGUUAAUACAAAGAGUGUUAUCCCACACUUUCAGACAUGUUAGUUAAAGUAUACAGCCCUUAAGUUCCACAGUAAAUAGCUAACAAUCAGCUGUAGUUCAAAUGCAAACUUCCACAGCAAGAUUUCAGCUUUUCACCAUCUUCUACAUCUACUUUAGGAAUAACUAAUGCAUUCAAGAGAGACUUAUAUUUGUAUAAUAGCUACUAACUCUUUUUCAAUAAUAUGGUCUUAACUAACUUUCCAUUUUUUCCUUUCUUGUAUUUCUACUGCCUUCUGGUUGAAUCAGUUUUUAUGUGAGUUCCUAUACAUAUAAACGGUGUUUCGUGACAUAGCAGUAGUAAACUCUGUGGCAUUCCCCCAGUUCUUAGGAAUCUGGUUAACAGUUGGAAGAAUACAAUACUAGGCAUGUUAGUACAGAUACCUGUACAUUAAAUAAUUCCCAUAUAAGAAUCUGCUUUGUGAUUGUAUGUGAAAUCAAUAGUUGGAUUUGAAUUAUUUCCCCAAUUUAAAGUGAGAGAUUGUUCGCUGCACAUUGGGGUAAGAGGAACUGUUCUGUGAACUGAAGGAGGAGAUUAAUGUAAUGACCUAUGUAAACAGACAAUACGUUUUGGAGUAGGCCAUUUUGUGUCUCGGUUGAUGAUCCUUUAUACAUUACAUUACAUUACAAAAUAUUAUUACCCUUUUAGCAUAUUGUUUGCAUGUUUCUUAGGAAAUAAGUAGCUCUCACUUUAGAGGGACUUAUUCCUAGGAAUAAUUCCUAGGCUUCCUUAGCUUAGUAUUUCAGCUUUUUAUAUCCUAAAAAGCGCAACUAUUGCUUUUGUAUGUUGUAAUUAGGACUCUUGAUGUAUUCAAAACAAGAGUUUUGAAAUCCUUUUCUUUAACUACAAAACAUACGUGCAAAAAACUGUUCCAUGUAUUCAUCUGUUUAUAUAUUACAACUAAUAAUUUGCUUUUUUUUCUUUGUUUAGGUAUAAGACGGAAGGUGCAAGUGGAAAAGAAAGGGAAGCUAUUCUGGAAGAAGAUGAUGACCUCUGGGUGAAAAUCCGACACAGGCAUAUUGCGGAUGUGUUGGAGUGCGUACGAUUGAACAUAUUUUGCUGUUUUACAUAACAUUACUUGACAGCUACUUAAAACUAUGUGUGUAUCGGUGGUAUUCAGUACUAGUCCUACUCAUGGUAGGCCCAUUAAAGUUAAUGGUGCAACUAAGUUUGGUUCAUCAAUUUAGCGGGUCUACUCUGAGUAGGACUUAGCUGAAUCUGGCCCGUCAGGUUGUAUUCAACUAGCCUGGCAUGCUAGUGGAAGCAGUCCCGCUUCUGCAACAGAGACUGUGUGUUGCAAUUCCUGCAUUGCAGGGGGUUGGAAUAGAUGACCCUAUAGGUCCCUUCCAGCUCUACAGUUCUAUGAUUCUAUGAAAAGCAUUCAAGGAGGUGUGAAGCAGGGUGAGGGGUAUGACCUGGGGAGGGGUCUAGUAAUAGUCCGGAGGGCCAGAUAAAGAGGCCUAGAUGUGGCCCUCAGAUCUUAGGUUCCCACCACCCCUGCUCUAGGCAAACAAUAGGCCACAGCCAAGGAAUAUAAAGGGAGAGUACUGCCAUCUCUUGUUAAGUCAGUAGAAGGUGGAAGCCUGUAUUUAACUCUGGAGUAGUUGAGUGAGUCACCAUAUUGACCACUCGGGGACUUGUGAGGCACCUUGGGAAUGUUCCUCAUACACAGAAUAGUCCACUUAUUUCUGAGGACUAAAUCUACAUUUUUUUGCUGCUCUUGUUGAAUUUCUACUAAAUAAACUUGCUUACUACCGCUGUGUAGACAUACCUGAAACCAUUUUAUCAUUGAUUUUGAAGCCUUUAAGCAGUUGUUGUUAUUAUUAUUAUUAUUAUUAUUAUUCUUCUUCUUCUUCUUCCCACCUUUUCCCCAAACCAGGAUUGAAGGCAGCUUACACUAAGUAAAACAACACAGCUGAAAUACAAAAACCUAAAAGCUUAUAAAUUAGAAUAGUUAAAGUAAUGAAACUGUGAUAGAAUUAAAAUAAUAUAAAAGCAAAUCUGGUACAGAUUGUAAAAACAUCACAGCAUUAUUAAAAGUCCUUUCCUUUAAAAAAAAAAGUGAGUUCCCCAAAUCCUGUGAGAACAAAACAGUCUUCACCUGAUGGCAGAAGAACAAAGAGGAAGCCCGUCCAGCUUUUCUAGGAAGGGAAUUUCAGACUUGUAUAUAUUCUCAAUUUAAUUUAAAAAUAUUAAGAAGCCAUUUUCUUCUACUCUUCCAGGGAAAUCCCAAAACUUAUGAAAGAAGUUUCAUCAAAGAGAAAGGCAACAGAAGGAAAAGUAAGAAAUAAAUAUUUACUUUAAAGUGGUACUAAAUGUUUUUAAAUUUCUCUUCUGCAACUACCUUGAUACUAAAAACAUGGGUUUGGAAGUGAGAAUAACUGAAUGCAAAUCCACUGGGGUUUGUUUUCAAGUGUUUUUGAAUUGCCUUUUGUUGGUACUUCUAACCUACUAAAAUGGAGACUAAAAUAUAUAUAUUUGUAGUGCAAUCUUAAAUAUAUAUUGCAGUGCAAUCCUAAAUAACAGUAGUUUUUGAGUGAUGAAUAAAUGUUAUCAGUCAAUAAAUAAAAACACAGAAGAAAGGCCCUAUGACUUCAGACAGAUACUUUUUACCUUGUAAGUAAACACAGGAUUUCAGCCUUAGUAGACUUCUUGAAGCUGGCUAUGCAUUUCCCGGUCCUCAAACACAAUUUAAAAGAAAUGUUGAUUGUGAAAUAUUUGAAACUGAAAUUUGAAUUAUUUUCUAGCUAUCUUUAAGUAAUCUGGCUCAGCUCAUGAAGAAGAUGCCCCACUUUCGCAAACAGAUUACUAAGGUGAGCAAAAUGUAAUACUGUUAUAUGUUUGGAUGCUGUGCAUUUUUUAGAUUUGAGCCUAGAUUUGGCUUAGUUUGUGGCCAAUUAUGCUGGUGUAUAAGCAUGACUUAGGUGCUCUUCAGAUGUUGUGGGUUACAACUCCCAUGAUCUCUGAUAAUUAGUGAAGCUGGCUUAGUUUGAUGGCAGUUGGAGUCAAAUAUCAUCUGCAGAGCAUCAUGUGAACUGCUCCUGGUACAAGUAAUCUAACUGGUACAAUUGGAGUUAAGUAAACACAUAGGGUGGUGGUGGAGAUAAUUGCAUUAGCUCUGCCCCUGUCACCAUUGUGACUGCCCCUCUCAUGCUAGAGUGUAAAUUUCUGAAGCAGGAAGCAUUUGCACUAUUCUAAAUUUACGAGGAGCCUCCAUGAGUACAAGAAGACUCAUUGCUUCAGAAGUUCACCCUUUGAUCAGAGCAAAGACCUGGGCAGGAGAAGCAGGGUUAGCAAGGUAAUCCCCACCAUCCCACUUGCAUAGUUAGUUAACUGGCAUACUAACAACCUAAAGAGAGAUAGAAUUGUUCCGUAAACAAAAAAUCCCUUGUUGGAUCAGAGCAAGGAACAUCUAGUCCAGCAUUCUAUUGUCAUUUGGCUAUUCAGAUACCUCAGCAGGUUCAAAAGCAAAACAAAAAGGUUGUUAGCUCCCUGUCUCUGAUGUUUGAGGCAUCCCGAUUGUUUGUAAAUGAAGAUUUCAUUUACAUCUCACAACUAAUUGCUUUUGAUAGAUCUAAGCCUCAUGAAUUUGUCUUAAUUUUUAAAAUGUAUUAUUAUAUUAAAUUGUGUACCCUAUGUGCCAAAUCUACUUUGUAUUGUAUUUUCCUGGCGUGCAGGCAAUCUUAAGCAUGUUUGUUCAACUCUUUCUAAAUUCAGUGGGAUAUACUACUUAAAUGUGUGUUACGAUUGCAGCUUUAGAAAGUAUUAGGCUGGUCUUAAUUAGCAUUCUUAAAAAUUAUAACUGUAACAUAUUCAUGUUCAUUACAGUGGUGCCCUGCAAGAUGAAUGCCUCUCAAGACGAAAAACUCGCUAGACGAAAGGGUUUUUCGUUUUUUGAGCUGCUUCGCAAGAUGAUUUUCCCUAUGGGCUUGCUUCGCAAGACGGAAACGUCUUGCAAGUUUGCUUCCUUUUUCUUAACACCGUUAAUACAGUUGCGACUUGACUUCGAGGAGCAACUCAUAGAACGCGGUGUGGUAGCCUUUUUUGAGGUUUUUAAAGACUUUGGUGAUUUUCGAAGCUUUUCCAAAACUUUCCCGACACUGUGCUUCGCAAGAUGAAAAAAAUCGCAAGACGACAAAACUCGCAGAACGAAUUAAUUUCGUCUUGGGAGGCACCACUGUAUAGCUAUAACUUUUUCUUCAUGUAAAUAUUGUAGAGUGUGAAGCUUAUGUUUUGUGGAUUGUUUUUAAGAAAUAAAACUGGACACAUUAAACUUUACUGCCUGUUAAUGAAUUGUUUGUUUUCUGUUGCUGUGUCAUAAUGUGAUGUAAAAGUAAGCAAAUUUUUGCUUCUGUUUUGCAGCAAGUAGUGCAUCUUAAUAUAGCUGAAGAUUGCAUGAGUAAAUUUAAGAAUAACAUAGAAAAGCUGUGCAAAGUUGAACAGGUAUGUGAAUCAUCCAAGAGUACAAUGGUAUUUGGACUGAACAAACUACUGGGGACAGUAUAAUAACAGAAAUUCUAUUGGCUAUUCCCCUAAGGAGAGAACUCUAUAUCUUGGUGGCUUUUAAAAGUAUUUCUGGCCAAAGUAGCCUUUUUAAAAUCUGUUUAGUAAAAAAUAACUAAUGUUCUUUGCAAUUCUGGAAUACUAGUGCAAAGCUACUAGCAAAAAACUGGGGGGUGGGGUGUCAGCAUGUACGGCUAUAGUAUUGCCAUAGCCCUAUUUUCCUGACCAGAAAAGCUACCAGGAUAGUAUCAUAGUGGUCUCUCAUUGCCCUUUAGGGGUUAGUUUCAGUAGCUACUUUUGUUCAACAAUGGGAAGAGCCACAGUUAUGUCAUGGUUACUUUAUCAAUUUCUAAAAAUCCAGAACUAAGACUUAUGCCCCAGUGCUAUACUGGUGAGGGAGCAGCAGCAACAGAGAGGAUGCAACAGGAUAUAAAUUUACAAAGUGGAUCAAGUGAACUCGUUUCCUUGAGUAAUGUACUGCAGGAUCGGUGAACAACUGAACUUUUAUUGUUUUGCUCCGUUACUGCUAGUACUGUGUGGUUUCAUCUUACAGCAUUACUCCUAGCAAUCUAGUACAGUCAUAAUUGUAUUUGAGAGAGAAGGGAUAGUUACCUGGAAACACAACAUAUAUGAUAUGCCUCCAAAAUUCUACUUCCGCUUAAGGCUAAAUGUGGAUCUGUGGCAACAGACAAAAGUAUGCUGAAAUAAUUGCUGUGAACUUGAGAGGAUAUCUCUUGUUUGUAACUUAGGAUUUGGCUCUUGGAACAGAUGUAGAGGGACAGAAAGUGAAAGAUCAGAUGCGAGUCCUUCUUCCAGUACUGCUAAAUAAAAAUCACGAUAGCUAUGAUAAGAUAAGAGCCAUCCUCCUCUAUAUCUUCAGCACAAAUGGUAAGGUCUAAAUCUUCUAUCUACUGUCUUAAAGCAUAGUUCAGUAUGUCAUACACCAAACUACAUGAAUGUAAUGAAAUGUCAUGUGUAUGCACAUGUGUAUGUGUGGCCACAAUUCACUCAUGCCACCGGAGCAUGGCUUAUUGAGAUAAAUGACAGUUAUGCAAGAGUUAUUGUUGAGAUUACUAUUUUGGAGAAGAUGUAGCCAAGUAAGUUGUCAUUUGUUUAUAUGGAUAAAAAGCUGCCCAGCCCUGAAGAAUAGAUUUUUUAAUCUUAAAAUAUAUCUGGGGUAGCUGUAUUGGACUGUAAUUAUUGAAUUGCUGGUGAGAUGGAGAUUUUUCAGGCCUGCUGUGGUACAAACUUAUUCAGAACAGUGCUACACAGGUAUUAGGGUAGCACUUCAUAAAGUGUUUCAAACUUAUUAAUGCUUACUUAAAUUCUGUGAUUGAAUUUUACUCUAAAGCAUUUUGUUUUUUGUUUGUUUUUUAAGUUUCUUCAAUGCACACGGCACUUGGUUAAUGAGCAAUAUAUAAAUGGGCAGUAUAUAAAUAUAACAAAUAAAUACACAAAUCUCAGAAAGUUACUAAUUCAAAAUGUCACAUUUAUUUUUAAAUGUGGAAAAAGGAACUACACAAGAGAACUUGGACAAGCUGAUCCAGAACGUACAGAUAGAAAAUGAUAGCGACAUGAUAAAAAAUUGGAAGUAUCUUGGUGUACCUGUCGUCAUCGCAGUAAGACAUGCAGCAUUUUUUCCCUAUCAACUCUGUGUUACCUCUUGCUUAUUUUUAUUGUAUUGUUAAUACGUAAUGUCUAUUCGGGGAGUUCAGAUUGCUUCACACAGAUGAUUUUCUGAUUUGUACAACAACCCUGUAAGUAAGGGGUGGGGCAUAAAGCAGGAUAUUAUGGUUCAUAUAAAACCAUGUAAUGAAUUUGCAGCUGAUGGGAGACUUGAGCCAGGGAUUUCACUGGCUUGCAUCUCACAUCAUUACACUAAAGCCCAGCCUCAUAGGAAGAAUGUGAAACUCUUGACUGCAACUUCUUUGUGCUGACCUCUUAAAGCAAACGUUGCAAUCCUAAACAUACUCAUACUUUCGAGGAAACCCCUCUGUGCAUAUUAGGACUUAUUUCCAAGUAAACAUGUGCUGUAAGUGCAAAAUAUGCCAUGUGCUUGAGAAGAGAUGAGAUAAAAUUGGAAGCAUAUGUUUUAGAUAGCUCUGCUGUCACUCAGACAUGUUUUUGUAUGACUCUUGCUGACUCAUGAGUUGUGUACAGUUUGAGUAGAGGAGCAAGUAUGGAAGCUACUCUGAAGUCAUGUGGUAUAACUCAUACCCUGUAGCAGGGUAACUUGUGGCAAAUAUAGACUAAGUUAAUGAUGUCAAAAGUGAUCUUCCACCCCUCUCCUGGGUGUCCCUUGUAUGCCAAGGAUUUGGGAGGGGUAGGGUUGGUAGUGAAGCAUGCAUGCAUGCAAUUUCAUGGCCAACCAAUGUUUACAAGUCCCUUUGUAUAAAAAUUGUCUUCCAUUAAGUUUUAAAACUUUCAUUUUAUUAUGUACUUACUAGGAGAUGUACUUCUGUUUUCACUUGUCAAAAAAAAUAUUUUAUUGUCUCCAAUUACUUUUCUUUGAAACCCCUGUAUAAUAGACUGCAAAAUGUUGUCUUUGAAUUAUAUUAAUUUCUUUCAGUGGUUUAUAACCUGUUACAAAUGCAUUACUGAUACUACUCCUAACAGCAUUCAGUAGCAAUCAAGCUCAAUAUCUUUGGCUUUUUAGGCUGCAUCACAACAGCGCAGAUCAACGAGGAAGGAUCGCUCCUCCGAACAAACAUUUCAACUUUCUAGAUGGACACCUGUUAUUAAGGAUAUUAUGGAGGUAAAACUUCUAAAUAGAAUAGCUUUUAGUCAUGCACAUAAUAUUGGAUGUUUUUAAGAAAUUCUGCUUGUGUGCUGUUGUUAUCCCUAUUUUAGUUGCAUUUAAUAUAGACCUUUUACUCCUGAUAAGUUUUCUGGGAGAUUGACCACAUAGGUCAAAACAUAUAGUUGUGUGCUACAUUUAAUCCAGAGGUGGAGAGCUUUCUUCAGCCCAGGGCCCCUAUUCUGUUCUGUACAACCUUCUGGGGAGAAGGCAUGACUUGGGGAGAGUCCUGUGGGUGUGAUACUAGAGCGGCAUAUUUUGAGUCUGAUGUUUCACACUCCUAAUUUUUAGACCAGUAUAACACAAUUGCUUCAGUCUCAUACAAAAGGUAUAAUUCAGCUUUGUACAAGCACACUUCCAUUUGCACAACAGGAGUUCAUCUUUCUCUCCUCUCAUCUGCAGUCCUGAUGCACCCCAAAAAUCUGCUAAAUAGGAUCCAGAUUUGGAGGCAACUAGUUGGGAGGAGGUAUAAAAGAGAGUGGAAAUCUAUUCCAUCUAUGGACACACUCCUUCCAUUGGAAGUGCUAUUGGGCUGAGGAUGAGAGCACUCGUUAUGCUUGCAUACUUUCUCCUGCUCAUCUUGACCUGCUCAGAAAGUAACUUUCAAACGGGGCACAAUAGACAUUUAUAAAGACAGUUUAAUAAUAAAGAGUCCUAGUGUGCCUUAAGCAUUUAUACUGUUCAUCAGAGAAUAGGGAGUAAUUAAAAAGAGAAAUGCAGAAAUUUAUAUGGAAUUAAAAUUGCUGCAGCAGGCAGAAAAAUUAUUAAGUAUCCUCCAAGGCCCUCAGCAAUUUUCAGUUAGUCCGUGGGAGAAGAAAUCAAUGGUUUAAAGUGUGGACUUAAGCGAUUUAUAACAAGGCAGUUCCUUCAUUCAGAAAGGUGGCUUGUUCCUUGGAACCUUAACUUCCAUUCUUUUGUCAAUAUGUUUACAUCAUUUACCCAGGAAGUGUUUGUUGCCAUAUGCUGGCUUCACGCCUGCUUUCUAGUCAUAGAAAACCUGGGGAUUUUUAAGACUCAGAAUAAAUACUUUGUAUCAGCUUAAUUUGUUUAAAGAACCUAUUUUAUUCCAGGAUGCUAUAGAAAAUAAACUGGACACAAAAGACUGGCCUUAUUGUUCCCAGUGCCCUGCACCAUGGAAUGGUUCUGGAGCAGUGAGGUAAGUGAUUUAAUGGUAUUCAAAUUUAAAAUUGUGUGCAUGUUCCCCCUUUAAUUUCCAAAUGUUCUUUUUUUCCUCUCUGUUUUACAGUGCUCGCAAUAAACCCAAAACUAGUUACUUGGACGACCGGAAAAGUGGAUCAAGGCUAAUUGUGUUUGUCAUUGGAGGCAUUACAUAUUCUGAGAUGCGCUGUGCAUAUGAAGUUUCUCAAGCCUACAAGUCUUGUGAAGUUAUUAUUGGUAAGCCUGACUAAUUAUGCUUAGACAGGAUUGUUGUCUAAAAACUGUUUGGCUUUUGAAGCGAUAGGAGCACCAGGAUUUCUUUUUGCUUCCUUUUUCUGUCCUUUAUUUUAUUCCCCUUCUGCUCCCUCUACAAUUUGACUUUGCCACUUACAUUUCUAAACAUUACUACCCCUUCUACAUAAGAUUAAAAGUCCUUAUUUCUGGAUUGGUUCUCUUGAAUCUUCCUCUUGGUUCCUCUAAGAAUCAAGCAAUUUAAAAUAGCUGUUGUAUCUAGUCUGCAUAUUAUCAGAAAGCAUGAAUCCUCUCCUACAUUUUAUCCUUGCAUUCUCAUGUAGUUCAUUUCUCGAUCAAGUUGCAUCAAAUUUUGCAAUUAUCUAUCUGAAAUAACAGCAACUGGCAACUCAUGUUAGCUUCAAAUAGUCUUAGGAGCCUAACUACAUGUUAAUUACAUGCAUGUGAUAAUCACAUGCAUGUAAUAGCAUGCAGAUGGUCUUUUAUUUUAUUUUUCAGAAUAAAGGAAAAACUGGGGAAGGAGCAUUUUGAAGUAGGAAAUGUGUGUGAUUAACAUUUCCCAGCAAAUGUUUUACUGUUAUGGCCACUUGGCUGUAAUAUGUACUACUGUUGACAUACUGAAUUACUGGUGAAACUAAUGGCAUCUAGGAGGAAAUUAACAAGUUGCCUCAAGGUUAUUACUUAGUUCAUGGGUUGCUAAUCCUGAGCCCUGGGACCCAAAGUACCCCUCCCAAUCCAAAUCACACCCCCAAUACAUUGUUUUUGGCAGUGGCAGCAAAAAGGGAGGAAAUACACAGCACAGGGGUGAACAGAGAGGUUUAAACCUCUUUACCAAACCUAGCACCCUAAUGAGGAUGCAGGUUGUCCCAUCCCCAGUUACAAAUUUAAUAAGCUAAUGUUGUUGAUGACUGUUCCUUCAAGAUUACAUCUUUUUUUUUACCAGGUUCCACUCACAUCGUGACACCUAGAAGACUACUGGAUGAUGUAAAAGCACUUACUGUAACAAAAUCAAAGGAUACAGUCUUUUUUAAGAAUGAAUAGAAAUUAUAACCUUCAAAGAUUUUCAGCUGUGCUUAAUUUAAGAGAUAUUAAGAACACAUAAUAUAAAUAUUAUGGAUACAAUUUAGUGACAGUUAAGAGUGUUUUAAGUUCAAAUGAUUACAGUGGGAGAAGUGUUACAUAUCUGACUUCCCUAUUGAAAUCAGCAGGUCUUAAAAGUCCUUGAUUUGAACUGGAUUGUACCCUAUGUACAUAUUUUAUAAAUCAGUGCUGUAUUUGGGACUGUUCUUUUUAUAAUUUGAAAUCUGCUUUCCUUGGGUUGGGGGGAAGGGGAAGGUAAUGGAUAAGAAUAAGAUGUAUGUAACAGCUUGUUUUUAUAUUAAUGUACUUGGUUAUAGAUGGCAUUUUGCGGCGAAGUGUUUGGUGUAGAGAAUGCUCACCAUCGCAGUAUAUCAUGCUAGGACUUGGGAAACAUUUGUAUAUAUGCUAAUGAUUUUUCAGUAAUAAUGUGUAAACUUCCUAUCCUGAAAAAAAGGUCUGUUUCUAAAAAUACUAUUAUAAAAGGGCAAUGAGCUUAGCUACAAGAGGAAAUGUAAAUGUAUAGCACAAUUUCACAACUACAAUUUGGUAAGCUACAAGAUUCCAUGCAACUUGUAAGAGUGUCAUAGACAGCUGCUUUCAGUGAGGUACAAAGUGUAAGUUAAACUUUUCCUGAGAAAUCUCAAGACAGAACUUUGGUUAUGUGUGUCGGGGAUUGCAUGGUUCUCUGUAUGGUAUUUGGGUGAAGUUAAUCAUGAAAGUAAUAAACCUUUUAUCAACAAUCAAGAACGCUGAAGAA
This is a messenger RNA of Podarcis lilfordi (Lilford's wall lizard), 27381 nucleotides long. The record is from the annotation of a GenBank genome assembly. Lineage: Eukaryota; Metazoa; Chordata; Lepidosauria; Squamata; Lacertidae.